AUGGGUCGCGACCACUUGAGCAAUGACGAGUUCUUCACCCAACUCGUCAACCUCUUCGAGCACAACCGCAAAAAAGGCCACGGCAGCGUCUACCUCACACAAAAGCGCCUGAGCUUCGAGUCCUCUACACCACCCACGCCGACAAAAGUUGCCGAUGAUCCGCUAUGGGACACCCAUCCUACCGAGCCGCUUCCCAUCUUGAUUCGCGCGAACAACAACGGAAGCGAUAAACGGAAAGGGACUGAGAGAAAGGACGUUGAAAAGAUCACAGUGAGCACGGUGGUGAAGCCAGAUGAUCUGGAUGCCUUCUUUGUGCGGUAUGCGGAGGCGUGUCGGGCGGGGAUGAGUGCGCUGAAGAAGAGGGAUAGGAAGAAGGGCAAGAAGGACAAGAAGAAGAAGAAGGUUGCUGCGUGAGAGGGGCACCAAGAUCAUUGAGGCAGCAUCUCAUCAGCCAUUUUGAGUGCGCAGAGAAGUGACGACUACCAACUAUAGACCACGAUAUGCGCUUCGCAGCCAUUAUGUACCGUACAAGCUGCGCAAAGGAACAGGUCAGAGUUACAAGACAGGUAAUUAGUCUUAAGGAAGCAGUGGAGAAGAUAUGCCACGACAGCAAUCUAGAGAGCCAACAAAGCCCUAAUCCAGGGCAUCAUACCCCCACGAAAUACUAUACAACUCCCAAAUGACCAUUCUCAUUCAUCUCAAGUCACUGCCCUACUCUUUCUCCUCACGCUCCAGCCUGUCUCCUCUUGAACAGCUUCAGACUUAGCGGCAGCGGUGCUCCCAUCCAAGUCGCCCUCUGCGUGUGAUCCCUCU
Dothidotthia symphoricarpi CBS 119687 is the source of this 813-nucleotide messenger RNA. Its product is annotated as signal recognition particle, SRP9/SRP14 subunit. The record is from RefSeq and is a predicted model, not a curated record. Bases 1 to 414 code for a protein of 137 amino acids. The transcript has 2 exons. Gene Ontology annotation, cellular component: signal recognition particle, endoplasmic reticulum targeting. Lineage: Eukaryota; Fungi; Ascomycota; Dothideomycetes; Pleosporales; Dothidotthiaceae. Gene Ontology annotation, biological process: SRP-dependent cotranslational protein targeting to membrane. Gene Ontology annotation, molecular function: endoplasmic reticulum signal sequence receptor activity; 7S RNA binding.